Messenger RNA from Triticum turgidum subsp. durum (durum wheat), 960 nucleotides. NCBI's taxonomy places the organism in Eukaryota, Viridiplantae, Streptophyta, Magnoliopsida, Poales, Poaceae. The record is from the annotation of a GenBank genome assembly.
AUGGCGGGCAAGGAGGACAGCCGGAUCUUCGUGGGCGGCCUCUCGUUCCACACCGACGAGCGCAAGCUCGAGGACGCCUUCCGCCGCUUCGGCAAGGUCGUCGACACCCAGAUCAUGCUGGAGAGGCACACAAACCGGCACCGUGGCUUUGGCUUCGUGACGUUUUCAGAUCCCAGGGCAGUUGAGACUGCUAUCAAUGAUAUGCACAACAAAGAGUUAGAUGGUCGUACCAUUUCAGUGAACAGGGCUGAGCCGAAGUUGCAAACGGAUGACACACGGUACAGCAGUGGUGGUGGCGGUGGUGACCGUGGGGAUUAUCGUGGUGGUAAGGGUGAUGGCCCACCCCCUGGCAAUUGCUUUGAGUGUGGCCGUGCUGGUCACUGGGCUCGUGACUGCCCUAACCCUGGUGGCGGCCGUUCUGGGCGAUUCCCUUCCAAGUUCAGUGGCGGCGGUGGCAGGGGAGACCGCUUUUCUGGAUCAGACAGGUUUGGCGACCGUUACGUGGAUGAUCGCUAUGAUGGUGGCCGUUAUGGUGGGUACCGUGAGCCUAUUGACAGCAGAGACAGAUAUGAUGGGGGCCGUGAUCGUUAUGCCAGUGACCGGUACCCUUCUGGUGGUGACCGCUUUGGUGCAGACAGGUAUGGAGCUGCUCCGGACCGUUAUGCACCAAGUGGUGGUGGAGGCGGCUAUGGCAGGGAGCGGGAGAGAAGCUACGAGAGAGAUGGACUUCGUGGUGGUGGCGGCGCCUAUGACAGGAGUGGCCCAAGGGGCGGUGCAAGCUACGACAGGGACGGCCCAAGGGGCGGCAUCGGCGGUGGCUAUGACAGGGACGGUCCACGUGGAGGCGGCGCCGACUAUGGCAGCGGAGGGCCUGCUCGCUACGAGGGAGGAGGUUACAGGGAGAGGCCUGCGCCGUACGACCGCCCCAGGGGAGGAGGACGCUUCGACGACCGCUACUAG